Messenger RNA from Cetraspora pellucida, 852 nucleotides. The record is from the annotation of a GenBank genome assembly. Lineage: Eukaryota; Fungi; Glomeromycota; Glomeromycetes; Diversisporales; Gigasporaceae.
AUGUCGCAAUCUUCUUCAGCCGUAGAGAAGCCAAGAGCUGAAGAUCUUCCUUGUGUGUUUAGUACAAUAGCUAGCAAAUAUAGUAAGCUCAGUCUAAGGCCCUGUGAAACGAAAGAAUCACAAACCUGGAGACAUGCUGAUACACCAACUACCACUAAUUGGCUUAAAUUAUAUGUGGAUUAUAUGCCUAAACUUAAUUUUUAUUUGUAUCUGCAUUCAAUUUGUGAAAAACAUUUUAAUCAAGUAAUUUCUACUAAUCAUUUUCAUCGCCACCUUUUAGAUAAUCCUGCUUUUAAAAAUAAGAGACUUCGAUUUAAUGCUAGCUCUGACAGUCCUACUUCUACUUAUAAUUCUAAUACCCGUGAAGAAAUUAAUGAAUUGUAUCUAGAAACUAGUCAUAUAAGAAACUAUGAGCAUACGAUUACAAUAUUGCAGCAACAGUUGCAAGAACAAGAAAAUAGGGAGCUUACUAUGAUCACAGAAUUUCAAAGAAACAUCGAAAACCAAGAGCAAGUAAUUUUAAAAUUGAGGAGACAGUUAGAAGAGCGUCAAGAAGUUAUAGUUAAUUUGAAAGGUUUGUUAAGUGAUGAAGUUGAUAGAAAUGAAGAACUGGUCAAGCAUUGGGAUUCUCGGUACUCUAAUCAAGAUAAGCGCAUACAAGUGGUCACUGAUAUUGCACUAAUUGAACGAAAUUUUUUAUAUGAGAAUCGAAAGAAGGAAUUUGUACUAGUAUUUACCAUAAGAGAAGUCCAAAUUGGGCCAAAACAACGUGGAUUUUUAGUCUUGAAAGGUAUCGUGUUAAAAAUGUUCCAGAUUCAUGAUCUAAAAAGGAAAACUGGAACAAGGUUCUGA